AUGACUGAUUUGUGUAAACGAAAGAAUUGUAGACGUCCUCAUGUGGUGGUAGCAACACCGGGUCGUCUAGCUGAUCAUAUCCGAAGUGAACCGGACGGAUUGGCGAAACUGUUCUCGAAGAUCGCCUUCUUGGUGCUCGAUGAAGCCGACAGGCUGCUCGACGGUCAAUAUGCCGAUCAGGUUUGGACAUUACGAGGAGAUUUAAUUGUUUUCUGUUGUUGA
Molecule: messenger RNA, 222 nt
Organism: Anisakis simplex (herring worm)
Lineage: Eukaryota; Metazoa; Nematoda; Chromadorea; Rhabditida; Anisakidae
Source: the annotation of a GenBank genome assembly